Molecule: messenger RNA, 680 nt
Organism: Phalaenopsis equestris
Lineage: Eukaryota; Viridiplantae; Streptophyta; Magnoliopsida; Asparagales; Orchidaceae
Exons: 1
Biological process (GO): SCF-dependent proteasomal ubiquitin-dependent protein catabolic process
Cellular component (GO): SCF ubiquitin ligase complex
Molecular function (GO): protein binding
Source: RefSeq, a predicted model, not a curated record
UUAGACUGCUGCAAUGUAGGUGAGAGAUCGAUUCUAUCAUUGGCCAACUCGUGUCAUAAGCUCGAGACAUUGGUGAUCGGCGGAUGCCGUCUUAUUUCCGACGAGUCAAUCAGGUCCUUAGCUCUAUCCCGCUGCGAAAGCUUAAGAAUUCUGAGAAUGAAUUGGUGCUCCAACAUCACGGAUUUGACACUAAGCCUCAUAUUCUCAAAAUGUAGAUAUCUUAUGGAUCUUGAUAUUGGAUCCUGUGAUAAAAUAACAGAUUUAGGCUUUGAGGGACUAAAAUUGGGAGAUUUUGUGUCAGAGUUGAAGGUUCUGAAGGUCGGAAAUUUGCCGAGGAUUACGGUGGUGGCUAUAGGGAUCAUAUUACAGUUCUGUAAAUCAUUGAGUUAUUUGGAUCUAAGGUCAUGCCAACAUGUUGCAAAGCGUGUUUGUGAGGAAGCUGGUUUGCAGUUUCCUGAGUUCUGCAAGAUCAAUUUUGUUGGAAGCUUGUUAGAGAGUGAUGUUGAUUUAUUAUGUUGAAACUUUAGAUAAGAUGGCUGGUAUUGUUACUGGAUUUUAAGAAGGAUUUGGUUGUUGUUUGUAUUAAUAAUAAUAGGUUUUUUUUAGGGGCUAUUUUGUUUAUAUUCCGGGUAAUUCAGUUAAAAGAUUCUGUAAAUUUGGUUCCUCAUAGUGGGACAUUA